Molecule: messenger RNA, 2928 nt
Organism: Gigantopelta aegis
Lineage: Eukaryota; Metazoa; Mollusca; Gastropoda; Neomphalida; Peltospiridae
Exons: 1
Coding region: 1-2928 (975 amino acids)
Source: RefSeq, a predicted model, not a curated record
AUGGAAGCCCAGACAAGUAUGGAAUAUGGAAGAACAGCCAAAAGGCAGAGGCUCGAAUACGGUUGUAGUGACUGUGGUCAAAUCUUUGCAAACAAACAAAGUUUAAACCGUCACAAGAAGACGGCCCAUGGAAGUCCGAAGCUAACUUACAGUCAAUGCAAAAUGACAUUCACGAGAAGAGAUAACCUGCAUCGUCAUUUGAAGACACAUUUACAACAGGGGGUUGCUAAUGAAAGUACUCCACGAGGGACAUCUGCCACCGAACCAACACCCACUCAACAAGAACCUGUCGAGCCACCGUGUGACCUUCAAGCCCUAGGAGGCACUAUGCAGGUUCGUACCAUCCCAGGAGAAGGUAUACAGAAAUACGACCCCAUGACAUUCCUGAAGGGAAAGUACGACGAGGUCAAGAAGGUGCUGAAGCAAGCCAUCAAAGAUCAAGGUGAGCUAAAGUGGUACCUGACCAUCAAAGUAAAGAUGAGCAGGCGGAAAGGUGAGGUGGUGGAAACGGUGGAACCCCAUUUCAGAGGCAAGUGUCAAACGUCUCUUAAAUUUGAAGACCCAGAUGAAGGGAUGGAGGAAUCGAUUAAAAAGAUCUAUACUUCUUUCAUCGAAUUUCAAAGGCAGGGUAGCAACUGGACGGUGGAUAAGGUGGUAGACCUCACCAUUCACAUGGCUCGGUACCGACCCCUUCGAGGCUCGAGUUACACACCCCUCCCCAUCAAAUUGAGAGCUAAGCAUGCCAUCGUCAGUGUUCAGAAUCGGGACCAGAAGUGUUUCAUGUGGUCAGUCCUGGCGGCAUUAUACCCCGUCAAACAACAUGCAGAGCGGGUGGCUAAGUAUGCUCAAUACGUCAAUCAACUUGACACCACUGGCAUUUCUUUCCCCGUUAAACUGGUCGAUAUUCCCCGGUUUGAAAGGCAGAACAAUAUUUCUAUCAACGAGUUCGGUUACGAAAGAGGCAAAGUCUACCCACCCCACGUGACCAAACAACGUUUUGAAAGGCACGUGGACCUGCUGAUGAUCGCCAACAGUAAAAAGUCACAUUUUUGCUGGAUCAAAGACUUGAACCGGCUACUAUUUGAUCAGAAAAGCUAUGGUCAUCGCCAUCAUUAUUGUCUUUACUGUCUACAGGGGUUCACAAAACAGAGAAUUUUGGAUGAUCAUCUUGUUUAUUGUCAAACACAUGGUCCGCAGAAGGUUGACAUGCCCAAAGACGAAGACAAAUGGCUAUAUUACAAGAAUGUAAGGAAACAACUCAAAUUUCCCUACAUCGUCUAUGCUGAUUUCGAAUGCUUCCAAGUGCCUAUUUCAAGAUGUGAAAAAAGCCCAGAGUCAUCAUCCACUGAGAAAAUGACUAAACACGUCCCUUCUGGGUUUGCCUAUAAAGUGGUUGGCUUGUCACCUGAACAUUGCAAACCACUUGUCACCUAUAGAGGCCUAGGCGCCACCGACAAAUUUGUCGAGUGCAUGGUCAAAGAACAAGAGGAGAUAGAAGAGAAAUUUAAACAGUGUGAGCUAAUGGUGAUGACGGGACGAGAUUGGCAAUCAUUCAAGACGGCCACGCAGUGUCACAUAUGUAAGGUGCCACUCGGUCCUAAUCCAGUCAGGGACCACUGUCACAUUACUGGAGAGUUUAGGGGUGCAGCCCACAGUGAAUGUAACCUCAACUACAAGUUUACUGGGCACAUUCCCGUUGUUUUCCAUAACUUGAGAGGCUAUGACAGUCAUCUCAUCAUGCAGGCCAUAGGAAAAAUUCAGAGUAAACCCAUCAGUUGCAUUCCCAACAAUAUGGAAACGUACAUCUCCUUCAGUCUAGGGUGCAUGGAUUUUAUCGAUUCCUUUCAGUUUAUGAACUUUUCCUUGGAGAAACUCGUAAGCAAUCUGGCCAAGGAAGGACCUUCUAAGUUUGUCCACAUGACUCAACAUUUCGGCACAUAUCAACUGCCCCUUUUGUUGAGAAAGCAGGUCUACCCAUACGAAUACUUUGAUUCUGAAGCUUGGUUCUUAGAGACCCAACUCCCACCCAAAGAAACCUUUCGAAGCUCCUUAACUGAUGAAGACAUAAGUGACGAGGACUAUGCUCAUGCCCAAGGAGUAUGGGAUGAAUUUCGCAUCCGAGACCUCGGUCAGUACCACGAUCUGUACGUUUCAACAGAUGUUUUGGCUCUAGCAGACGUUUUUGAAAGUUUCCGGGGUAUCUGUUUGAACUAUUAUGGACUCGACCCAGCUCAUUUCUACACGUCUCCAGGUCUGGCAUGGCAGGCAGCCCUAAAGAUGACUGGUGUGAAACUCGAACUUCUUACAGACAUCGACAUGCACCUCUUCAUCGAAAAGGGACUUAGGGGUGGAAUCUCCAUGAUAUCCCAUCGUCAUGCCAAAGCUAACAACAACCAGGUCCCAAACCACGACCCUGAUCUUCCCAAUACCUAUAUUGCUUAUCUAGAUGCCAACAACCUUUAUGGGUGGGCCAUGUCACAAGCCCUUCCAGUGUCUGGGUUCCAGUGGCUAGAUGAUCCCCAUAUAGAUGUGACCGAGGUACCCGAUGAUGCAUCUGUAAGCUACAUCUUAGAAGUCGACCUGGACUAUCCCGAAGAACUACACGACCUCCAUAACGAGUAUCCUCUUGCUCCAGAGAAAAUGACGGUGACUGAAGACAUGCUAUCUCCCUAUGCUUCCCAGCUUCUGAAAGAGCUAGAUAUGAGUGGCAUUUCAACACAGAAACUGAUCCCAAACUUGAGACAGAAGGAGAAAUAUGUAGUGCAUUACCGAAAUUUGAAAUUAUAUCUUUCACUGGGCAUGAAACUGACCAAGAUCCAUCGAGUGUUGGCCUUUGAACAAAGCCCAUGGUUGAAGGCCUACAUCGAUUUUAAUACAGACAGGCGCAAACGUGCUAAAAUGAUUUUGAAAAAGAUUUCUUCAAACUGA